AUGGACGCAAGUGAUAUAAAUCUACAGUCUGUAAAACGCAUCCCCUACCUAUUUGCCGCUAUCAAUGAAGCCCUGCGACUUUUUGCUCCUCUACCAGGUUCCCUCAGACGCAUCACACCCCCGGAAGGGUGCAUAGUAUCGGGAAUCUACAUACCAGGUAAUACUGUUGUAGCGGUGAACAGCUACGCAGCAUCACACUCCACAUCCAACUUCCAUGAGCCCGAAAGGUUCAUUCCGGAGCGCUGGUUAUCAGCAGAAGAUCUGCUAUCCAUGAGUUUAAAUGUCAAUGUCGCGCAGUUCGCUGGAGACAUGAAGAGAGUGGUGCAACCUUUUGGUAUGGGACCACGAAACUGUAUUGGCAAGAACCUCGCUAUGGCGGAAAUGAGUAUGUUGGUUGCAAGGCUGCUGUGGGAAUUUGAUAUCGAGUUGCAGACUGAGAGUGAGAGAUGGUUGGAUGGCAUGAAGGUUUAUACUUUCUAUCAACGGCCACCAUUGAUGUGCAGGUUCAAACCCGCCAAUCGCUAG
Messenger RNA from Cadophora gregata, 525 nucleotides. RefSeq lists its product as uncharacterized. The record is from RefSeq and is a predicted model, not a curated record. Gene Ontology annotation, molecular function: monooxygenase activity; iron ion binding; oxidoreductase activity, acting on paired donors, with incorporation or reduction of molecular oxygen. The transcript has a single exon. NCBI's taxonomy places the organism in Eukaryota, Fungi, Ascomycota, Leotiomycetes, Helotiales, Ploettnerulaceae. The coding region runs from base 1 to 525 and encodes 174 amino acids.